AUGGUGUUCAACAGAGGGUUCAUUGCUAAUGCACUGCUUCAGCUGGCAAAGGAGAGCUACCUGACCUACCUUCAGUCCAAUGUUCUGAUGUAUCCUAAAAACAGGAGUUUGCAUAACUCAAAUGAAGAGUACUGGAUAAAUGAAUACACCUCCACCUUGGGGAUUGGUGUCUUCCACUCUGGCAUCGAGAUCUACGGCAGAGAGUUUGCCUAUGGAGGGCAUCCCUACCCUUUCAGUGGGAUUUUUGAGAUCACACCUGGCAGUGCGGUAGAACUUGGCGAGACCUUUAAGUUCAAAGAAUCCAUUGCCUUGGGCACCACAGACUUCACAGAAGAGGAUGUGGAUAAGAUUAUGGAAGAGUUGGGCAAGGAGUACAAGGGAAAUGCAUACCACCUGAUGCACAAGAACUGUAAUCACUUCUCUGCUGCUUUGGCUGAGAUACUAUGUGGGAAAGAGAUCCCCCGCUGGGUGAACCGUCUGGCCUACUUCAGCUCGUGCAUCCCCUUCCUCCAGAGCUGCCUCCCCAAGGAGUGGCUGACUCCAGCAGCCCUGCAGAGCCACAUCAGCCUCGGCCUCCAUAAGGAGGAGCAGGGAGACACAACGGAUGAGGAGUCCCCCUCCACCUCCACAACUCCCUCAGCCUCAGGCACAUCGAGAACCUGUAGACAUACCCGGGUCUAAACUGUGCCCUGUAUGCCCUCAAAUAACACCCUCUUUUCUCUUGUACCGUUUCUUUCUCACACCCUUUUGCAUACCUUGUUUUCUCUCUUCUUCAAUGGACAACACAGGAGUGGGAAGACCCUUUCUAUUAUGGAGAUGAAGCUUCAGUCCCUUUUCCAAGGGCUUCCACUAUAGUUGCUCAGCAAAAUGACUGUGAACCCCAGUGCUGAACUGAGGAGCAUGGCAACUAAACUGGAUUCUCUUCCCACGGUUCCUUGAUCAUACUCCCUGAUCAACAGAUAACUGCUGUCUCUCUCAGGCAUAAAGGCAUGCAC
Messenger RNA from Melopsittacus undulatus (budgerigar), 995 nucleotides. Its product is annotated as deubiquitinase DESI2-like. Gene Ontology annotation, molecular function: deubiquitinase activity. The record is from RefSeq and is a predicted model, not a curated record. Gene Ontology annotation, biological process: protein deubiquitination. The transcript has 5 exons. Bases 1 to 681 code for a protein of 226 amino acids. Lineage: Eukaryota; Metazoa; Chordata; Aves; Psittaciformes; Psittaculidae.